ACACAAGAAAUUUGAAACCAGGUCAUGUCAUGACAGAUCUUUUGACAAAUGUUCAGAAAAAUCAAGAAUUCAAUGAAAUCUUUUCUUCAAAUGGCGAUGCUUAACUUUGAUAAACACUUGUUGUUGACGAUGUUGUUGAAUCAAGCAAAAUACUUUCCAUCCAACGAGGUAAAACCGUGAUUCUUUUAAGCUGCGAACGAUAAGCUAAUUGGUAAGACGGUUUUGGUUACAAUAGACAUACCACAGCUUCCUGUGUCAUGCAAACAGGCUGAAACAGCAUAGACUGAACACAGUUCGAGAGAUGUUUGUCGUAAAAUACCGAGAUGUUGGACGCAGUUAAAGAUUAUUUAACACCCAAGACAUUCAGUAUCCCAGCAUACGUAUGUUUGAUUGCUCAACUUCUCUGUGGCCCGGUUUUAACUGGCAUUGUUGUUGCUUUGAGAGUCGGAGAGUUUGCGAAAUUUAACUGCGCUGUCGGCCCUGAAAGUGCGGCCUCGUACAAGACGACUGUCGAGAAAACAUGUUAUUCAAGAUAUGAAGAGAAGUAUAACUCUCCACUGCCAUUUUAUGGCUUUGUCAUCCUGAGUAUUUGGUUUCCUAUUUUUGUCGCUGUUAUUUAUUCUCUCUCAGUUCGUAAUCGCGUUGAAGAAAUCAGUGGCUCGAAUGAUGAACCACAAAAUGACGCCGAAGCAGGAAACGAAGUACACAAUAGAAGAUCAUUUUAUGUGUUUUAUUCCUAUUUCUUCCACCUUGUCAUCCGUUUGUUAUUCGGGCUGGUGUUUACCAUCCUCCAGUAUGCUGUGUUUUUCCGCAGUGGUUUCGAUUUUGAAUUCAGUUGUGAUCAACCAGCAUCAGAUGUGACGUCGAAGAUAGCAAAGAAUGCAAGUGUCAGUCAGUUGAAUAGUACAACGUCAACAAUAACAUGCGAGAAUUCUACUGCAUCGGAGAAGCAGUUAUGGGCAGGGAUUGUGUGUGCGUUGAACACGAUUUUUGCCGCGAUAAUAUUCGUAGAAGUGAUUCAUCUUUGCCUACGAUUUCCCAAAAACCUUCGAUUUUGGUCUAAAGAUGGCCGUGUUCAUGACACUGAGUUUAUCACUGUUUAUUUUUCUCGUAAGCGAUACGCACAGGUCAACCAUAAUCCUGACCUUGACCUUGGACUUAACCCUAACCUUGAUCGUAGCCCAGUCCCUGACAGUGAAACCAGCUCUGGCCCUAACCUUGACCGUAAUCCAGUCCCUGACAGUGAAACCAGCUCUGGCCCUAACCUUGACCGUAACCCAGUCCCUGACAGUGAAACCAGCUCUGGCCCUAACCUUUACCGUAACCCAGUCCCUGACAGUGAAACCAGCUCUGGCCCUAACCUGGACGGUAACCCAGUCCCUGACAGUGAAACCAGCUCUGGCCCUAACCUUGACCGUAACCCAGUCCCUGACAGUGAAACCAGUUCUGGCCCUAACCUUGACCGUAACCCAGUCCCUGACAGUGAAACCAGUUCUGGCCCUAACCUUGACCGUAACCCAGUCCCUGACAGUGAAACCAGUUCUGGCCCUAACCUUGACCGUAGCCCAGUCCCUGACAGUGAAACCAGCUCUGGCCCUAACCUUGACCGUAAUCCAGUCCCUGACAGUGAAACCAGCUCUGGCCCUAACCUUGACCGUAACCCAGUCCCUGACAGUGAAACCAGCUCUGGCCCUAACCUUUACCGUAACCCAGUCCCUGACAGUGAAACCAGCUCUGGCCCUAACCUGGACGGUAACCCAUUCCUUCACAGUGAAACCAGCUCUGGCCCUAACCUUGACCGUAACCCAGUCCCUGACAGUGAAACCAGUUCUGUCCCUAACCUUGACCGUAACCCAGUCCCUGACAGUGAAACCAGUUCUGGCCCUAACCUUGACCGUAACCCAGUCCCUGACAGUGAAACCAGUUCUGGCCCUAACCUUGACCGUAACCCAGUCCCUGACAGUGAAACCAGUUCUGGCCCUUACCUUGACCGUAACCCAGUCCCUGACAGUGAAACCAGCUCUGGCCCUAACCUUGACCGUAACCCAGUCCCUGAUAGUGAAACCAGUUCUGGCUCUAACCUUGACCGUAACCCAGUCCCUGACCCUGAUCAUAACUUGGAAUGCAUAAAUUUGUACAAAGAAAAAGUCUCGGCACAGUCUCUCUCAUCUGACAUAACUUAUGGGCCGAAGACUGGUUUGGAUGAUUUGUUUAUUGACGUUGUUAUUCACACUGAACGAGCUCGUCACAACUUUCCGACCAAAAUGGAUAGACAUGAAAUAUUUGAUGUCUACAUGAAAGUUCCCGAUGAUUCUAUACGUCUGGAAAAGGUAAAAGAUUUAUUUUAUCCCAACAAGGAUACUGAAGGAAAUCGUCCUCGUAAAAUUCUAGCGGUCGGCCGGCCUGGAAUAGGAAAGACUGUCUUGACGGAAAAAAUCAUGCGCGAUUGGGCGAAACAAAUUGAUGAAUUUUAUUCCGGUAUGAUUGCCUUCCAUUUUAAAUUUAGAUUGUUUAAUCGACCUGAGUGGCACCACGAUAAUCUUAAGAAUUUCCUUCGUUUUGGCACGGCGUGCGAUGAAGAAUUUGAAAGAAUUUUUGAUUACAUAACUAAAGAACCAGAAAAAGCUCUUCUUAUUUUUGAUGGUUUGGACGAGUUUGAUGGCAACAUCAAAGACUGCUUAGACCAAGCAGUGCGUCAAAACAGCCCUGAUAUUUGUAUGCCUGCCAUUUCGUUGUUUAUUAAAUUGAUUUCUGGCCACUUUCUGCCUGGGGCAACGAUUCUGGUUACAACUAGACCAACCGCAUCUGAUUACUCGAAAUUGAGAUUCGAUAGAACUGUGGAGAUUAUUGGUUUCACCUCGGAGAAAAUUGAGCAUUACGUGAUCAAAUUUUGUGAAAAUCAUAAUAGAAGUUACCUGAAACCAGAGAUGUGGAACCACAUAAAUUCCUCAUCGGACUUGUUAAAUUUAUGUUACAUCCCAGUGAAUUCCUUCAUAGUUUCCACCGUACUGUUUAAAUAUUUCACUGAUCGUAGUAACGAGACCGCUGUUCUUCCAACAACACUGACUGAACUAUAUCAGGCCGCCAUAAAGCAUUUUGAUAAGGAUCACUACAGGAAGACAGACGGACCGUCUUCUAAAAUGGUAGUCAAGAAUCUUCAAUCCUUAGCAUACAAAGGUAUUCUACAUGGGCAACUGGUUUUCAAUGAAGAAUUAUUUGAUGAAGAAAUGAGAAGGUCUGGUUUAUUGAACAAGUUGUCCAACCCUAUUCACCCCGCAAUUCAAGAACAGUUUUGCUUCAUUCAUUUGACUGUACAAGAAUUUCUUGCUGCAAAACACGUGACUGAAAAGCAAUCUCUAGAAGAAAUAAAGAAUUUUAUCUGUUCCAACGUUAAGGAUGGUAAAUGGCAUUUAGUGCUUCAAUUUAUUGCUGGAAUUUUGGGCCAGAAAAUAAAGACGUGUGGGGAAGAAUACCAGCGCUUCAAAGAUUGUGUUUUGGCGUUUGCAGAAAGUUUCAGAGUAGAUGAGGGUGAACUUGCUUUCGGUGCUGAUUAUGUUUCAUUGUUUGUGAUGAAAUGUUUUAGGGAAGCGGGUGAUGAAGAUAUUGUUAAAGAGGCUUGCGAAAGAACUGCUAUAAAUGUUGGACGUCUAUCCUACGACCCUCGGCAUGAUGACAAUCAUUUCCUUUCCUCAAGUGAGUGGGCCGCUGUCAUUUUCGUUUGUAAAUGCAUCAAGGAAUUGAAAGUUAUAGAGAUAGUGGCGCCCGAUUGGAGUGAGGAAUGUUACAGGGAAUUUUGUGUAUUGCUACAACAAAGAUGUAUAAAAGAAUUGGUGUUGGUGCGACCUAGUAUGCUUAUGGGAGAUAGAAUUUUCUCUUACUUUAUUUCCCUUUUUCCAGGAGGACUUCUCUUCAAGGCUCUUAAAAACUUGAAGUGUACAUUGGACCACGAGCACAGCAAGCUUACCAAAUUAAAUGUUCGCGGACUUUUCACGUGGGAUGAAAAUUUGUCGAUGAUAGUGGAAUUUUUUGAACACGGACAUGCAAGUUGCCUUAAAACAUUAGGCCUAGGAAAAUGUCGCUUAACUUUAUUAGAAAUAGGCGUAAUAUGCAAAGUCCUCGACAACAAACUUUGUCCUGAACUUACAUGUCUUGAUCUUUUUGGCAAUAUGUUUCGUGAUGAUGGUGUAAGAGUGUUGUGUAAUGCUCUUAUUAAAUGUCAUCAUCUGAAGCUUACUGGACUGAAUCUUCAUUCGUGUUUACUGACUGAGAAAUGCAUACCUUCGCUAUGUGAACUAUUUAAAGAUGAACAUUGCAAACUGACGCACUUGGAUAUAGGAUAUAAUCAGGGUAUAAGUGAUAAAGGUGUUCGUAUGUUGUGUGAAGAUGUUUUAACAAAUGAACAUUGCAAGUUGGCUGAGUUGAACCUUGGUUCCUGUUCAUUAACAGAUCAAUGUAUACCCUGGUUAAGCAAGGCACUGCUAGAUAAACGCUGUGUAAUUAAUCGUUUAGGGAUAAGUCAAAAUAAUUUUACUGCGAAUGGAAAAAACUCUCUUCGUGAAUUAGAAGCAAAUCAAGAUUGUAAAGCAAGAGGUUUAGUAAUUUACUGCAGGGACCCUGAUGUCAUCUUUAGCAUCAACAUGUCGGGAACUGACUAACAGAUAAGCACAUAAAACACCUUAGGGCAAGCACAAAUUGCACAAUAUCAUAUAACAUAUUAAUUAAGGGGUGGAUUUUUUAAAUUUAGUUAGUUAGUGUGUGACACGCGAGAAGCGCGGACGAAAACCUUGUGAUUUUAGUACAUAUUCUUUAUUAAAUUUUGUUGUUUGAGACCUUGUGACUUGUCGGGGACAUCAGUUUGGGGGCGACAUUCCCGAUAAACAGAGACAUUAUCAAACUUCUCAAUAUCAAAAAAGGACAUCAUUAAAUCAACCAUUAGGACAGAGAGGGCUAGACUUUGAACUACCAAAUGUCAAAACAAAAUAGUUCAAACAUGUGUUUAACAAUAUUAAUAAAUUGUCUUUUAAAAUUUGUA
Molecule: messenger RNA, 5032 nt
Organism: Dendronephthya gigantea
Lineage: Eukaryota; Metazoa; Cnidaria; Anthozoa; Malacalcyonacea; Nephtheidae
Product: NACHT, LRR and PYD domains-containing protein 3-like
Exons: 2
Coding region: 324-4655 (1443 amino acids)
Cellular component (GO): cytoplasm
Molecular function (GO): protein binding
Source: RefSeq, a predicted model, not a curated record